Paramuricea clavata is the source of this 426-nucleotide messenger RNA. NCBI's taxonomy places the organism in Eukaryota, Metazoa, Cnidaria, Anthozoa, Malacalcyonacea, Plexauridae. The record is from the annotation of a GenBank genome assembly.
CAGGGAGGGAAUAGCGAUAACCCGACACCUGUCCAAUUCACUCGAGCCUUUAGGAAGUUGUUCUUUAGCUCCUUUCUUAAUUCCUCUGCUGGCAAUUGUGAUGACGACUUGGACACUCUACUGGCUCAAUGCACUGGUAAGAAGCGCAAACUGGCCAAAGUUCCAAUCCUGGUUGCUCCACCACCUCAACCAAACACGUUGGAUAUUGGACCUAUGGAUUACAAAGAAAACAGCGUAAGUUCCAGUUUGACAAGAGAAAACGCCAUCGCCUAUGUCUCUGGGUAUCUGUUGAAGAAAUGUUUUACCAAGCAUCAGUGUGAAACAUGCAAACCUGUUCUUGUGCCACAUGAACUAGACGACAGUCGGAAACUUCUAUGCUAUAUUUUAAAGCAUAUGAGUCUGAAGAAGUUCCUUUUGGAGGGCUGA